This is a messenger RNA of Hipposideros armiger (great roundleaf bat), 2349 nucleotides long. It is a transcript of the gene FOXRED1, whose product is annotated as FAD dependent oxidoreductase domain containing 1. The coding region runs from base 427 to 1902 and encodes 491 amino acids. Lineage: Eukaryota; Metazoa; Chordata; Mammalia; Chiroptera; Hipposideridae. The transcript has 11 exons. The record is from RefSeq and is a predicted model, not a curated record. Gene Ontology annotation, biological process: mitochondrial respiratory chain complex I assembly. Gene Ontology annotation, cellular component: cytoplasm.
ACUGGAGGGUAUUAUGGUUCUCGGGUUCCCCCAAUGUCCGGCUAUGUCACCUUGAGGACUUUGGACCCCGACCCAAGCUGGGAAGACUGUGUCAGCUGGGAGAAGGGGUCAGGCUUGCCCGCUGGAGCUUGUAGAGCCUGGACAGGUGUCUGGAUCCCAAAGUUGCCUUUCUCAAGUGACAAAUCCUAGAUCGCUGUAUGCCUCAGCUUACCACCAGAAUCACAGAGAGCCAGGCUGAUUCAGUGGCUGCACAGACGUGCAUUAAAUCCUACUCGCAUGUAGAAGGCUGUGCUUAGUGUUGUGGCCGUGAAGGAGGGAAGAAGAGAAAGAGAGGAUUCAAUAUAUGUCCUGAAGUGCCUGGAGUGAAGCUGGAGAGGGAAGACUUCAGUAAACCAGUACAAGACUGGAUAGAACCCAACUUGGAGAAUGCCCUGCACUGCUAGUCCCCAAAGCUGGUAUUAUAGAAGUAUGUGGAGCAGGUGGGAACUGAGAACAGCCUUGAAGGAUGUUUACUGGCCUCAGGAAGACUGGGCUGGAAAGGUGCCCGAGAUUAAGAAGAAGAUCCAGUCAUUCCUUCCUGGAGGGGCCUGGAAUCCACUGUAUGACACCAGCCACCUGCCCCCCGAACGCACAGAUGUGGUGAUUGUGGGGGGUGGGGUGCUUGGCCUGUCCGUGGCCUAUUGGCUGAAGAGGUUGGAGAAACAACAAGGUGCCAUUCAGGUGCUGGUGGUGGAACGGGACCACACGUAUUCCCGGGCCUCCACCGGGCUUUCCGUGGGUGGGAUUCGUCAGCAGUUCUCAUUGCCCGAAAACGUCCAGCUCUCCCUCUUUUCAGUUGACUUUCUACGGAACAUCAAUGAUUACCUGGGGGUAGUGGACGACCCCCCCCUGGACCUCCAGUUCAACCCCUCCGGUUAUCUCUUGCUGGCCUCAGAAAAGGGUGCUGCAAUCAUGGAAAACAACGUGAAAGUGCAGAGGCAGGAAGGAGCCAAAGUGUGUCUGAUGUCUCCUGAGCAGCUGCAGAACAAGUUUCCCUGGAUCAACACAGAGGGAGUGGCCUUGGCGUCUUACGGGUUGGAGGGCGAAGGUUGGUUUGACCCUUGGUGUCUGCUCCAGGGGCUUCGGCGAAAGGUCCAGUCCAUGGGGGUCCUUUUCUGCCAUGGAGAAGUGACACGUUUUGUCUCUUCAUCUAACCGCAUGGAGACCACGAGUGGGGAAGAGGUGACUUUGAAAAGGAUCCAUGAGGUCCAUGUGAAGAUGGACCACAGCCUGGAGUACCAGCCUGUGGAGUGUGCCAUAGUGAUCAACGCAGCAGGGGCUUGGUCUGGGCAAAUCGCAGAGCUGGCUGGUAUCGGGAAGGGGCCGCCUGGCACCCUGCGGGGCACCAAGCUACCCGUGGAGCCAAGGAAAAGGUAUGUGUACGUAUGGCACUGCUCCCAAGGACCAGGCCUGGGGACUCCACUCGUUGCAGACUCCAGUGGAGCCUAUUUCCGCCGUGAAGGAUUAGGAAACAACUACUUGGGGGGCUGUAGCCCCACUGAGGAGGAAGAACCAGACCCAGGGAACCUGGAAGUGGACCAUGAUUUCUUCCAGGGCAAGGUGUGGCCCCAUUUGGCCCAAAGGGUACCGGCUUUUGAGAACCUGAAGGUUCGGAGCGCUUGGGCUGGCUAUUACGACUACAACACCUUUGACCAGAACGGCGUGGUGGGCCCCCACCCACUGGUCGUCAACAUGUACUUUGCCACGGGCUUCAGUGGCCAUGGCCUCCAGCAGGCCCCCGCCGUGGGUCGAGCUGUGGCUGAGUUGGUGCUGGAGGGCCACUUCCAGACCAUCAACCUGAGCUCCUUCUUCUUCAGCCGCUUUUACUUGGGAGAGAAGGUCACGGAGCACAAUAUCCUUUGAACCUGUAAGCUCUUCACUGGCCCCAUAUCCCUAUCUGUCACACCUGGCUCAAAUCAUGGCCCAUGUUCACCUAUUCCUCCCUCGCACCAUGCCAGGAUUCCCUCCACCCUCAUCCUCUUAUUCAGGUCAUCCUGCCCCCAUAUGGCUGGGCAGGUGUGUGAACUGCAAGCUCUGAGGUUGUGCACCUGAGGCCCAAACUGACAGAGAAUGAUGGGGCAGGACCCUAGGACAUCCCUGGCCCAGGCUGAUACCACCCACCCAGGUAGUCCGGCUGGACAGAACACCUCAGGGGUGUUGAGCACCACGGCCCACGACUGGCCUUCCUGGCACUGACCCUGGAAUGAUCACCUCUGCCCUCUCGGCAUACCCCAGCAGAAUGAAGGCAGGGGGCAUUCUGGGGCAGCCUGGCCCAGAUUUACCAAACAAUAAAUGUGAUUUAUUCCUGCU